Messenger RNA from Sesamum indicum (sesame), 1894 nucleotides. NCBI's taxonomy places the organism in Eukaryota, Viridiplantae, Streptophyta, Magnoliopsida, Lamiales, Pedaliaceae. The record is from RefSeq and is a predicted model, not a curated record.
CUACUACUCACAUACAUGUGAAUUGUGAAGCAAACACACACAUGGGUUCUCUUUCAGCACACUUUGUUAUUUUCCCUUUCAUGUCUCAAGGCCACACCAUCCCUCUCCUCGCCCUCUCCCGCCUCCUCCGGCGGCGCUCCGCCGUCGUCACAAUCUUCACCACCUCCAAGAACGCCCCGCGGAUUCGGGCUUCUCUCCAGGACGUAGACGUUUCUAUUUUAGAGCUUCCUUUCCCUGGAAACAUAGAUGGUGUCCCUCCAGGCGUGGAGAACACUGAUAAAUUGCCAUCCAUGGCCUGUUUUCUCCCUUUUGCUAAAUCCACGAAACUCAUGCAGAAAAGCCUCGAACAGGCCCUGGAAACUCUCCGUCCGCCUGUUUCCUGCAUAAUCUCUGACCAGUUUCUUGGGUGGACUCAAGAAUCAGCAGAAAAAAUGGGUAUCCCGAGGCUUGUUUUCAUCGGGAUGGGGAAUUAUUCAUGUACUAUGUACCAAAUCUUGGGCAGGGACAGGCCACAGGCGGGCACGCAUUCGCCUGAUGAGCCUUUCUCGAUCCCUGAUUUUCCUACGGUGAAAUUAACAAGAAAUGACUUUGAGCCGCCGUUGAAUGAUCUUGAGCCCUCCGGGCCGUUUGUGGAGUUCAUGACGGAGCAAGUUAUCGCCACCUCCAUGAGCCGUGGAGUGCUUGUGGACAGUUUUUACGAGCUGGAAUCGCGCUAUGUUGAUUAUUGGAACAAGAAAAUUGGCCCGAAAGCUUUCAAUAUCGGACCACUCUGCAUGGCGGUGGCGCCGUCAUCGCCGCUGGAAGCCCUGGAGAAACCGAGUUAUAUGCAAUGGCUGGACGAGAGACUAGCUAAGGGGGAACCUGUUCUGUACGUGGCGUUUGGAUCACAAGCAGAAGUGAUAGAAGAGCAGUUGCAAGAAAUUGCUAAGGGUUUGAGCAAUCCCAUGUGAGUUCUGUGGGUUUUGAAAUCAAGAGGGGCAGUAGAAUGCUUGCAGAAGUUUGAAGAGAGGGUGAUAAAUCGAGGAAUGGUGGUGAAAGAAUGGGUUGAUCAACGGGGUAUCCUACGGCACGGUGGUGUAAAAGGGUUUCUGAGCCACUGCGGAUGGAACUCGGUGAUGGAGAGCAUCUCCGCGGGAGUGCCACUCCUUGCUCUGCCCCUGAUGGCGGAGCAGCACAUGAAUGCAAGAUUCGUGGCGGAGGAAAUUGGGGUGGGGCUGAGGAUUAUGCCACGUGGUGGGACAGUGCGCGGUUUCGUGGAGGCAGAGGAGGUGGAGAGAGUGGUGAGAGAGGUGAUGGAGGGUGAGAAGGGCGCGGAGGUAAGGAGGAAGGCAGUGGAGUACGGGGAAGCUGCUUGUGCAGCCAUGGCAGAGGGCGGUUCUUCUUGGCGGACGUUGGAUUUGGUGGUUGCUCAUGUAUGUGACAUUGUGAAUUAAAGUCAGUUGAAAACUAAUAAAUUUAUAUUAUUAUGUGAUUACAAUUUAUUCGUUUAUGUAACCGAUCCGUUUCGACCAGAAAUUACAACUUUUUCAUCUUUGUACGUUUAAAAAGAUCCUACCAAUUUGAUUUUUGUGCACUGCUUAUUGCCUGUUUCUAGCUAAAAAUAAGAAAAAUAGUUUGUUUGUGGUAGCCAAUCAUCUCGGUGAGAAAGACAAACAAGAAGAGUGAGUAAAUUAAAUUCUCAGACAUGAGAAACUUGUUUGCCCAUUGAAAAACAUGCCUACUCUGCUUUCAUAUCUAUGCUGAACUUGAGACACAGUGGCUUCAAGACCGAUUCACAAAAAAGUUGAUUCAUUAUAGUUCAGGGCGUUAAUUGGCAACAAAAGAGAUCUCUUUUCAAAAGUCAUAAUUAAAGAUAAGAACAUCAGUUCAGUAGCAACAAGGCGCCGAGCAAAUA